This is a messenger RNA of Parnassius apollo (apollo), 585 nucleotides long. The record is from the annotation of a GenBank genome assembly. Lineage: Eukaryota; Metazoa; Arthropoda; Insecta; Lepidoptera; Papilionidae.
AUGUGCGAUCCCCUGAUACUGCUGUUACUGCUGGUGGAAGUGAAAGUGACUCCGAAUUCGAGAACGACGCAGAUAGUGCUGAAGACGAAACCGGGGGGAUUUGAAGUAAUACCGGUGGUGUCAAACCCAAACGAGCUUAAUAAUGACUAUAAAAGUGUCAUCAGUAAAAAUACGGGAAAAGAACUCCAGCUACUAGCCGAUUGUAAGACUCGUUGGGGAAGCAUCUCUACUAUGGUGGAUAGAUUCAAUAGGUUAAGAUCAUGUGUAUCCAAAGCACUGAUUGACAUGAACUCUGAUAUCAAGUUCACACAGAGCGAGUUUCAUACUUUGGACAAUUUCCAGAAAAGUCUGAAUAUUAUCAAAGUGACAGUCGAAGCACAGUACCUGCGCAAUGCAACUCUAUUAACUGCUGAUGCGGCUAUGAAAUUUAUGCUACGUAAAUUAGAUAGUCAAAAUUCUACACUGUCAAGACUUCUCGCAAGAUCAUUGCGCGUGCGCAUUUCCCAAAGACGACUUUCUAUUGCAUCUACUUUGCAGUAUCUCCAAAAUCUUGAAACAUAUUUCAAUGAAGUUGCUAACGCCUAG